Molecule: messenger RNA, 751 nt
Organism: Hemicordylus capensis (graceful crag lizard)
Lineage: Eukaryota; Metazoa; Chordata; Lepidosauria; Squamata; Cordylidae
Gene: SMIM28
Product: small integral membrane protein 28
Exons: 3
Coding region: 257-751 (164 amino acids)
Source: RefSeq, a predicted model, not a curated record
GAAACAGGCAGCAGAGAAUCGAGAACAAGAAGUGGAAGAGUAAACGGGAAGACAGGAGAGCCUAGCAUCUGUAACUCUGAGAGCAGUCUCCCCCAUCAAAAAGCGGCAAACUGAAUGUUUGUAGGAAUAUUCAUUCCCAUGGAAACAACACAAAGGGCCAAGUGUAAGAAGAAGGAUCACUACUCAUAUAAGAACAGAAAAACCAAAGCCCUGAACAGAGGGAAAGAAACAAGAACAGAGGCACAUCCAUGAAAGCAUGAGGUGGCUUUUAGACAGCAGCUGGAAGAAAUUUGGACAUGCUGACAGAGGAAACUAUGACUGGUUAACCAGUGAACCAGGUGUACCGUUGCUGGAAACACAGCUACAGAGUCAGCAUAAAAUAAGCUCAACGAAAGAAGAUAUAGAGCCAUUCUUAUGCAUCAUCCUGCCAGCUACCAUGAUGCUCUUCCUGGCAUUCCUGCUGCUCUUUCUCUACAGACGCUGCCAGCGUCGGAAUCCUCAGGCUCAAAUCUUCAGCAUUGACCUCCAAGAGUCCCUUCCUGAGCAUGAAGUGACUGACUUCCUCUCAGUGCUGCCCUGGAGCAGCGAGCAAAACUUUCACUACUCCACUCUUCUCCCUGAAACUGCCUUUCUCACGGUAUGCUUGCCUCCAUCCUAUGAGGAGGCCACUAUGAAAGCUUCUAUGGAAGAGGACCACAUCCAGCUCUUUCAAGAUCCAGUGCCUCCUUAUGAAGAGACCAAACAACAGUGA